Asterias rubens (European starfish) is the source of this 2947-nucleotide messenger RNA. RefSeq names its product peroxisomal leader peptide-processing protease-like. Bases 45 to 1931 code for a protein of 628 amino acids. Gene Ontology annotation, cellular component: peroxisome. The record is from RefSeq and is a predicted model, not a curated record. The transcript has 11 exons. Lineage: Eukaryota; Metazoa; Echinodermata; Asteroidea; Forcipulatida; Asteriidae. Gene Ontology annotation, biological process: regulation of fatty acid beta-oxidation; protein processing. Gene Ontology annotation, molecular function: serine-type endopeptidase activity.
ACUGUGCAGCAAGAGGCGAACUUUCUUCAGGCUGCUGCUGCUGGAUGCUAGCAGAAUUUGAAAUGGACAGCCACGGAUGUCUGAACGAGAGCUGUGUUGUUCGUCUUCGUCAACAAGAUGGUAUUAAAACGCCCUCAAAUGGUUGCGUUGAGGGCGACAAGCCAACACAGCAGGAGUUCAGCUGCAGCGGUGUCGUCAUUGAGCCAAAGGAAGGAUUAAUCCUAACUAGUGGUCUGGUAUUUGCAGAAACUCUGAAGAAGAAACCUCAUGGGCUUCAUUCCUCAAAAAAGUUGAACAUUUCUACAAAAAGACAGACUGAGGACAUUCCAUUUUACACAGCAAGUAGUGUCUCCCAGUUCCUCAUUGAUGUCGUUCUGCCUGAGAGCUCUGCAUCACAACCUCUUCCGACAAAUCCACCCUCUUCAAGCACCGUACAAGGACAACGCCCUCUUCCAGCAACCUGUAGGACCGUCACUCGCAGAGCUGAUCUGAUCAUCCUUUGGAAAUGUCAAGACUUUGAUGAUAUUCUCAAGACAUUUCUACCACAGCGGGACGGAUGGGAAUUCUCAGACAGUAAAGAGGGUAGUGUAGACCAAUCAGAUCAGACAUCUGAGAGAGACGCUGUUAUUGGUGCAGGCGUGGAGCCUAUUGGGUUGAGCUCCGUAUCUAAGAAUCUCCCUGAGGAAUCUUUCAUUAGUUGGUUUGCUCUGCUGAAACUAAGAGAGAGUGAGAGACACUUGGAGCAUCUUGGGCAUCCAAUAGAAUUCCUCAGAUCACUUUCAUUGCAAGAUGACUUUUCUGUGCGACAGGGUAACGCAGUCUGUCUGCGCGCCACUCCGUUUGGUGCCACGUGUCCUUCAGUGUUUCUCAACAGUCUUAGCAUGGGAGUUGUAAGCAAUGUAGCCGGACCACGGCACCAGCUCAUUAUGACAGAUGCUAGAUGUAUACCUGGAGCCGAAGGGGGUGGGAUGUAUUUAAAUAACAGUAAACUUGCUGGCAUCAUCGUAGCUCCGCUAUGCUGGAAAAACAAUGAGUGGAUUGGACUCACACUUGUCUGCUCACUACGAGCGAUUAUCGAGUCACUGAGUCGAGUUAUUGACUCCAGAACAAAGGAUGUCAAUCGAGCUAUUACAUCAUCAGUGAGUAGUGACUUCACAGCGGAAAGACUAAGGACUACAAAGAAACUCAGUUUAGCAAGUUAUCCCUCUCUGAUCCAGCAGUGCAUGAGGUCAGUCGCUCUCAUCAAGGUUAGCGGAGUGUGGGGGUCAGGUGUGAUCAUCAAUGCUAAGAAGGGGCUCAUUCUAACCUGCCGUCAUGUGGUCUACAAGGCAGAAAGCCUUAAAGUUCAAGUUUGUCUAGACUAUCCGUACAUACAUUGGAAGUACGCUGCUGUCAUAUACAUGACCAGACACAACUCCCCAUUAGAUCUGGCUGUUCUUCAAUUAGAGGGAGGAGUUGGUGUGUUGAGUGAGGCCUUUGGGUCUACUGGAAAAAGAACGGCCAAGUCCUGCAGUCAAGGUCAACCAGUUUUUGUUGUUGGUCACGCCCUUCUAGCACCUGAACGUGACCUCUUGCCUUCUGUUAGUGCAGGGGUCAUGUCAAAGGUCAUCAGUGUGAGGGAAUCUCCAAUCAUGCUACAAUCAACUUGUGCAGUCCACUCUGGAACAAGCGGAGGACCACUUUUCUGUGGCAGGACAGGCCAGCUUCUUGGCAUAGUAACCAGUAAUGCAAGGGACAUGGAUUCUGGUGCUUCUUUUCCACACAUUAAUUUCAUCAUUCCAUGGUCUAUCUUUGGUCCAAUUCUCACUGAGUUUCUCCACACAGAAGAUCUGAAGGUUUUGGGAAAACUCGAUUCUGACGAUGAAUUUUUAACGUCUGUGUGGAGCUUGGACGAGAGGAGAAUCAUGGAGAACAUUCAGAGUAAGUUGUGAGAUCUUGAGGCGAAUCAGUUGAAAGUUUUAAUUAUUUUGGUUUUUUUUACCUACAAAAUAUAAAUUUUCGCUUCAUUGGUUUGUUUCCUGGACUUCAAUCGCCUUUGAUUGUGGGGUCUCUUAUCCAGUAUUUGCAUUGUUAAAGGCCAAUACAAACGAAAUUACAGGCAUGAUAUUGUCCUUCUCAAGUCUGAUUCUGAUUGUUUUGCCUGUGAGAUAAUCAGACAAAUUGGGAUUAAAUAAUCUAAGGUUUAUUGAAGGCAUCACCUUGUGCACAUUCAGGUUAGCCCUCGUACUCGAUACAAUAUUCAUGAUACUGUUUUCCAAGGACUAAACAACAUGCCUGAAAUUAACAUUAUUGUUCAUUUGUUAUAUAUAAAAGUAAAUGAGUGAAAUCAAGUAAAACUCAUGUUUCAUAACAGAAACAAACCCACAUUUUGAAAAGUCACGUUGGGCUCAAAACGCAGAGUGAAAACAGGUCUCCAGAAACAGGUCUUAGAAAUCAGCACUGUGAUGUCACACUGCGGACUCGGUCCAUGACUUGAUCCAAACAAGAAAAUUUGAAAAUGCAUAGCCAUGGAGACAAACAACCAUCAUCCAGUCUAAACUGGUUUUACACUGGUUUUCUGAGGCAUGGCGCUUCAGUGUUGCUGUUACUUGUUUUACACUGGUUUUCUGAGGCAUGGCGCUUCAGUGUUGCUGUUACUUGUUUUUGUUAUGAUUUGGGAAUCAUGAAGGGCGCUGCCAAAGCUGGGAACAAAACAUGUUUAUCUGAUUAUAGCUCAACCGAAUAACAGGGAGGAAAUCUUAACACUUAUGACCAAAUAAAAAUAAGUAAACAAGGAUAAAAUAGUCAAAUUUUUUUGAGUGAAUUCUAUUAUUAAAAGUUGUUUUUCUAAUUCAACAAUGUUUGGAAUUAAGCACUUGUCAUUUUAAACAUGUAUGUUUUGUAUAACGAAUCUUAUAUUUAUCAAUGAUCACAGAGAUUAAUAAAACAUUAUAUUUUCAUCUGUAAA